CAUAUUAUUACAUCGGAAGACUACUCACAAAAUCAUAUUAUUACAUCGGAAGACUUUGGAGAUCGAAAGGGAUGGAUCCAACCUUAUAUAAUGCUGCGAUGGAAGGAAUUAUCGUAGAUGCCGAUUUUAUACUUGCUGAUCAUCUACAAAGGGAUGAGGAAAAUGGGUACCAGGUCACUCCAAAGGGCAACACUGUCCUCCACGUCGCAGCGCUGUAUGGCCAAUCAGGUUUCCUGGGACAAGUCCUUGAGAUUACUUCCGCAUUGUUAUGCUGUAAGAACAAGAAAAAUGAAACUGCACUUCACUUGGCAGCUAACAAAGGGCACAGUGAAGUAGCCCGGGUGCUACUUCGCGCAGCUGGAGAGGGGAAUAAGGAGACACUCAUGAGGAUGACAGAUGACGAUGGAGAUACAGCCCUACACAAGGCCGUGAGGAGUGGAGGGGUAGACACUGUCAGACUCUUGGUGAAAGAAGAUCCUGAUUUCGAAUUUCCAGCAAACAAAGCAGGGGAGACACCACUGUAUCUGGCGGCGGAGUCUGGCUUUCUUGACUGUUUGUUGGAAAUCUUGAGAUCCUCCAUCAGACCAACAUAUGGCGGUCCAUGUGGUCGAACGGCUUUGCAUGCGGCAAUGAUCCAGAAACACAGUGAUUGUGCGACAUCACUAUGGCAAUGGAAUAAAUCGUUAUGUGAGGAAUCAGACCAAUGGGAUUGGAAUCCACUGCAUUAUGCUGUUAAACGAGGAUUGAAAUUAGUAGUUCGUGAAAUGCUGGGGUGGAAGAAAUCAUUAGCCUACAUUCAAGCAGGCAGUGGAAAUGACUGGACGACAACAAUUCACAUUGCAGCCAGUAAAGGUUAUGCGAACAUGAUAAAUGAGCUAUUAAAUCAUUGUCCAGAUUGCUGGGAAAUGCUUAACAGCAGUGGCCAAAAUGCUCUUCAUGUUGCCAUAUCGAACAAUAAAAUAAGAGUAAUUAGAUUCAUACAGAAUUCUAAAGAGUUUCAUAACCUUAUUUACGAGGCGGAUAAUGAUGGCAACACUCCUCUCCAUUUGCUCGCUGCCUCUACUAGGUUACGUGUGCCUCUAAACCUAAGUGGUUAUCCCCGUGCAAAGAUGUUAUUUAACAAGAAAAAACAGACUCCACUUGACAUAGCAUUGUCUGGCACAGAGACAACACAAAUGGAGAAAUGGUCAUUCAAGCGAAGGCUUCGCCUUCGACUGGGGGGACGCGACUUCGAGAUAAGAGGGAAGAACAUGCAGGAGCCAGAGGAUGAAAUGGAGUCAAGGGGCACAAAUACACAACAGAGGGAGAACAAAGCUAGGAGAGAUAAAAUACGCAAAUUGCAAGAUAUUAUGACGGCAACUCAAAUACAUCUAGUUGUGGCCGCUUUACUAGUGACGGUCACCUUCGCAGCCGGUUUGACAGUGCCGGGAGGUUUUGAGAGCGAUCCCGGCCCUAAUAAAGGAAUGGCGAUUUUGAUAAGGAAAACAGCGUUCCAUGUAUUUGCUGUUUCGAAUGCCAUUGCCUUUACAUGCUCCGCUGGUGCUGUAUUCAGCUACUUCUUCAUUGGAGAUAAUACAGCAGCUACAAAGAAGUUAAAAAUUAUACUUCCGCUCUUUGGGAUGGGGGAUGUUUUGCAGCAUGGGGCGAUGUUAGGAGUAGUAACUGCCUUUGUAACUGGUACGUAUGCUACUUUAGCACAUUCAGUUGGCCUCGCUGUUACUGUCUGUGUCAUCGGUUGCGCCUCUUUCCUUGUGUACAGUGCUCUGUGGUUUGCCUUCUACUGAACUCGUGAUAUAUCAAUAUUCAGAAAAGGGCUAGAGGGAUUAGUGAACACGAGCAGAGAUAGGAUCUCAAGUGUGUUAAGUAACUGGAUUCUGAAUUAAAGCUUUAUAUAUAUUUGGUAAAUUUCUUAACACAUAUGCAAGGAAUGAAUCAAAAUUACUGA
This is a messenger RNA of Lycium barbarum (goji berry), 1945 nucleotides long. Its product is annotated as ankyrin repeat-containing protein ITN1-like. Bases 72 to 1784 code for a protein of 570 amino acids. The record is from RefSeq and is a predicted model, not a curated record. The transcript has 3 exons. Gene Ontology annotation, cellular component: plasma membrane. Gene Ontology annotation, molecular function: protein phosphatase regulator activity; protein phosphatase 1 binding. NCBI's taxonomy places the organism in Eukaryota, Viridiplantae, Streptophyta, Magnoliopsida, Solanales, Solanaceae.